Triticum dicoccoides is the source of this 2520-nucleotide messenger RNA. RefSeq names its product G-type lectin S-receptor-like serine/threonine-protein kinase SD2-5. Bases 1 to 2520 code for a protein of 839 amino acids. The transcript has 2 exons. Lineage: Eukaryota; Viridiplantae; Streptophyta; Magnoliopsida; Poales; Poaceae. Gene Ontology annotation, molecular function: protein serine/threonine kinase activity; ATP binding. Gene Ontology annotation, biological process: protein phosphorylation. The record is from RefSeq and is a predicted model, not a curated record.
AUGGGCCUAGCCAUUCUCUUCUUCUUACUGUUGCAUGCGGCUGCAGCACCGUCGUUGCUCUUGGCGGCGGAGAUCUGGAGUGAUUACUGCGCAGCCACGCCCUCAACAAUUUGGAUCAACAACGACAUUUUCUUUAAAAACCUCGACCCCCGCAACAUCGUCACAUGUUUAACACGCCACUCUGGCGCCGAACUCUAUAUUGGCGCAGGCUUCUUCUGUGUUUCCUCUAGAUCCCCGUGCGACGAGUUCCUCUUUGCGGUAAUCAUUGAUGCUGUCAGGGGCCAGAUAACCAUAACAGAGUCUGCGGAUGGGUAUCACCCUAUCAGGGAGUAUGCUGCUAUCACAACAGAACAGCCGCAGGUGGUCUGGUCUGCUAACCGGGCUCGCCUUGUCAGCGAGAAUGCCACCCUUGAGUUUAACACGGAUGGGAACUUGGUCCUCUGUGAUGCUGAUGGUAGCCAUGUCUGGUCAACCAACACAUCAAACAGGUCUGUAGCCGGGAUCACGAUCACUGACAUCGGCAAUCUGGUGUUGUUUGACCACAAGAAUGCAACCGUGUGGCAGUCAUUUGAUCAUCCUACUGACACAUUGCUCCCGGGGCAGUCACUUCUGGAAGGUAUGAGACUCAUAGCAAAUACUUCUGCAACAAAUACGACCGAGAACCAUUUCUUCAUCACUGUACUCCCAGAUGGGUUAUAUGCUUACGUUGAAUCCACACCACCACAAGUCUACUUAAAAUUCUACUUUUCAUACCACAUGGGCCAACAUAAAGCAAGAAAAGGUCCAACAGAGGUUACUUUCAUCAAUGGAAACCUCACCAUUUUAGGUCAGCCAAGGAAGCAAGAUAUGUACAUCUUACUGCCACAAGAUACAUAUAUCCAGUACAUGAGAUUAGAUUUUGAUGGACACCUGAGGCUGUAUGGAUGGUCUGAUGAAGAAUGGACUGUAUUGUUUGAUGUAAUGCAGUCUGAAGGUAUGAAUGACUGUGAUUACCCAACAGUUUGUGGGGAGAACAGCAUAUGCACAGAUGGGCAAUGUGGUUGUCCAGUUGAGAACAAUUCUAGUUCAAGUUACUUCAAGCUGGUGGACGAACGGAAGCCAAAUCUUGGUUGCACACCACUAAUUCAAAUCACUUGUCAAGAAAUACAACAUCAUCGACUAUUGACCCUUCCCAACAUUUCUUACUUCGAUUCAAGCCACAUGGUCAAUGCAACAAGCAUCGAUGAUUGUAAACGAGCUUGCUUGAAGAACUGCUCAUGUAUGGCUGUUUUGUUCAGAGCUAGAGAAUGUGUGUGGGUAACGAAGGUCUUCUCCUUGCGAUCAACACAGUCUGAAGAUGUUCGCUACAAUUCUUUUGCUUACCUAAAGGUGCAGCUUAGCCCCAACGGGUACAAAAGCAGGGUGCAUUUUAACCCCUCUAAUGAAAACAAAAGGAAGGUGAUGUUAGGUGCUACACUGGGAGUUGUUACUACUCUUGUAUUGCUUGUCAUUGUUGUCACUCUUUCCCUACAUAGAAGGAAGUAUGAAGAGAAAGAUGAAUUUGAUUUUGAUCAAUUACCUGGAAUGCUCACCAUGUUUUCUUUUGAAAAGUUGAGCGAAUGCACUGACGGGUUCAAUAAGAAGCUCGGAGGAGGUGGGUUUGGGUCGGUUUUUGAAGGGGAAUUAGGUGGAGAGAAAGUUGCAGUGAAACGUCUGGAAAGUGCUAGACAAGGAAAGAAAGAAUUCUUGGCAGAAGUAGAGACUAUUGGCAGCAUAGAACACAUUAAUCUUGUCAAGUUGAUUGGGUUUUGCGUAGAGGAGACUGAGAGGCUUCUGGUGUAUGAAUAUAUGUCAAGAGGCUCGCUUGACAGGUGGAUCUACUACCGCCAUAACAAUGCCCCUCUUGAUUGGUGCACCCGGUGGAGGAUCAUUCUGGCCAAAGGUCUAUGCUAUCUUCAUGAGGAGUGCAGGCAUAUAAUUGCUCAUUUGGACAUCAAACCACAAAAUAUUCUCUUGGAUGGCAACUUCAAUGCUAAAGUGGCUGAUUUUGGGCUUUGUAAGUUAAUAAAUAGGGACCAAAGUAAGGUAGUGACUAUGAUGAGAGGAACACCAGGAUAUCCCGCACCAGAAUGGUUAACUUCACGAAUCACUGAAAAAGUUGAUGUCUACAGCUUUGGAGUUGUUCUCAUGGAAAUAGUAAGUGGAAGAAAAAAUAUUGACACCUCUCAGCCAGAGGAGGAUGUUCAGCUUAUAAAUCUAUUACGAGAAAAAGCUCAAAACAACCAUUUGAUUGAUCUGAUUGACAAGCAUGGUGAGGAUAUGGUCACACACCAAGAGGAAGUGAUUCAAAUAAUGAAGCUCGCAAUAUGGUGUCUGCAACAAGACAGUAUUCGAAGGCCUUCAAUGUCAACCGUGAUCAAAGCAUUGGAAGGUGCAAUUAGCAUAGAAACUUUUGAGGCAAAUUCAGUCAUUCCUCUUCAAGAUAAUCCAUCCGCAUAUUCAGUUACAUCCCAGACAUCGACGCUAUCUGGCCCAAGGUGA